Syngnathus acus (greater pipefish) is the source of this 1120-nucleotide messenger RNA. RefSeq names its product homeobox protein Nkx-2.2-like. Lineage: Eukaryota; Metazoa; Chordata; Actinopteri; Syngnathiformes; Syngnathidae. Gene Ontology annotation, molecular function: RNA polymerase II cis-regulatory region sequence-specific DNA binding; DNA-binding transcription factor activity, RNA polymerase II-specific. Gene Ontology annotation, cellular component: nucleus. The transcript has a single exon. Gene Ontology annotation, biological process: cell differentiation; regulation of transcription by RNA polymerase II. The record is from RefSeq and is a predicted model, not a curated record. The annotation marks the transcript as partial.
GCGCAGCCCGUUUUGACGUCUUUUAAUUCGUCUUCUGCAGUGCACGCGCUACCAGGAGCGUCAUCGGACGCGGCGCGCGACCCCGGCGAGCGCGUCUGCGGCGGCGGCGGCAGGAAGCGUCGCGUCCUGUUCUCCAAAGCGCAAACGUUGGAACUGGAGCGUCGCUUCCGGCAGCAACAUUACCUGUCGGCGCCCGAAAGGGAGCACCUAGCCGGGCGCAUCCGGCUCACCCCCAACCAGGUGAAGAUCUGGUUCCAGAACCACCGCUACAAGAUGAAGCGCGCGCGCGCCGAGCGCAGCCUGGAGGCGCUGCGGUUGCUGCGGGCGCAGGCGCAGCAGGGGUUCGCGGUCCCGGCGGUUGUGCUGCGCGAUGCAAAGCCGGGCGAGCGGCCCAAGGGAAUGCUCGACAGGCGGCUGGCCUUUCCGCUCUGCGCCUACGCGCACGUCCCCCAAAGGGCCCUCGCGCGGCUCACCUGCUGGAACGCCAACUGGACCUGAGGCGCCUGCGUGCGCAUGCACGACACUUGAUUGAAUACAAAACAUACGGGAGUUGAAGCACCCUUUUUGAAUGUUGGUCUUUCCGUAUUUUUUGAAUGUUGAUAAAAAAAGAUCUUAUUUUACGUCGACAGACUGUUAGUGUUUUAUAAAUUAUUUGUAAUGUUGCGCAACGUUUUGUACUUUUUAUGCAUUUAUAAAAUUAACUUCGGUUCGAUGUCACUGAAAAGAAGACCAUCGUUUGGCUGCUGACUUGGUGUUUAAUCCACCACGUUAUCUUAACUCACGUGCAGCCAAUCUCCAUGUUCGAACGACGUUUUUUUUCAGUGUGGUAUUUGAUACCAUUUACAUUUUGGUGCAGUUUAUUUCAUUUUCAGUAAUGUGUGAAAACUGUGCUCAAAAUAUACCCCAGAAAUUGGCAAAACAUUAAAAAUGUAUUUUGUUUGUAUGGACGGAACGUUACAUGCAUGAUGUUCAUAGGAGCCAAAUUAUUGUGUGUAUUAUUGUCAAUGUUUUUUGUUGUAUUGUUUUACGGUUUUGCAAAGCGCUUUGUUACAACGAAACAAAGCGCGAUAUAAAUAAAGACGAAUUGCAUGUUUUGCAGUGGAAAUGUGUGUGCGUGUGC